Messenger RNA from Aspergillus homomorphus CBS 101889, 1448 nucleotides. Its product is annotated as kynureninase 1. Bases 58 to 1434 code for a protein of 458 amino acids. Gene Ontology annotation, biological process: NAD+ biosynthetic process. The record is from RefSeq and is a predicted model, not a curated record. The transcript is spliced from 4 exons. Gene Ontology annotation, molecular function: pyridoxal phosphate binding; kynureninase activity. Gene Ontology annotation, cellular component: cytoplasm. NCBI's taxonomy places the organism in Eukaryota, Fungi, Ascomycota, Eurotiomycetes, Eurotiales, Aspergillaceae.
CACUCCAAGUCUCUAAACUCACCGUUCUUCACUACCUAUACCUCAACCACCACCACCAUGUCGAAGCCUACCUUCACCGAGGAGGCCGCAACGCCUGAGUAUGCAGCCCAACUUGACGCACAAGAUCAUCUAGCUGCAUUCAGGGACAAAUUCAUCAUCCCAUCAAAGGCCGACAUUGCUUCCAAGAAACUCACCAAGCCCGGGCUCUCCUCGGAGCCGUGUAUCUACUUCUGCGGUAAUUCGCUUGGGAUCCAACCGAAAGCUACGGUCAAGUUUGUCGAAGCACAGCUCGACACUUGGGCGUCGAUCGGAGUCGGCGGCCAUUUCACGGAUCUGGAGGGUUCUCCAUUGAGACAAUGGCAAUUGCUUUCAGAGCAAGCUGCUGCUUCCAUGAGCAAGAUUGUCGGAGCCAAGCCCGAGGAAGUGGCAGCCAUGGGAACCCUGACGACGAACCUCCACCUGCUUUUGGCCAGCUUCUACAAACCCACUGCCACCAAGCAUAAGAUCAUCCUGGACUGGAAAGCAUUCCCCAGUGAUCACUACGCUAUCGAAUCGCAGAUUGCCUGGCAUGAUCUGGACCCCAAACAGUCCAUGGUGCUGAUCGGCCCUGAGGAGGGCGAGUACGAGAUCUCGACAGAAAGAAUUCUGUCCCUCAUCGACGAGCAUGCUGAUGAAUCAGCUGUUCUUCUUCUUCCGGGCAUCCAAUACUAUACGGGACAGUUCUUUGACAUCAAGAAGAUUACCCACUAUGCACACUCGCGAAAUCUCAUUGUCGGAUGGGAUCUAGCUCACGCAUACGCUAAUCUGGAUUUGAAGCUGCACGACUGGAACGUUGACUUUGCGGCGUGGUGCACAUACAAAUAUGGCAAUGCGGGCCCGGGGGCGAUGGGCGGACUUUUCGUCCACGAGAAGCAUGGCCAGGUCGACUACCGCGAAGGAGAAGACUCCCUAAAGUUCCGUCAUCGUUUGACUGGAUGGUACGGCGGCGACCGGUCAGUCAGAUUCAAGAUGGAUAACAAUUUCAAGCCCAUCCGUGGUGCUGGUGGCUUCCAGAUCUCGAACCCGUCGGCCAUCGAUCUCGCAGCUCUGUGUGCUGCCUUAUCUGUCUUUGAUGGCACGUCAAUGGCGGAACUUCGCCGGAAGUCGAUUCAGAUGACCGCAUACCUUGAGUAUCUGCUGCUGAAGGACUAUGAUGAAGAGUCGAGACCGUUCCGCAUCAUUACUCCGACGAAUCAUGAAGCAAGAGGAGCCCAGCUUAGUCUGUUGCUCAAGCCUGGACUGCUGCAGAAUGUAGCCCAAAAGCUGCAGGAAGCCGGGAUCGUCUGCGAUAAACGGGAACCAGGCGUAGUGCGUGUGGCACCCGUUCCGCUGUACAACACUUUUAGUGAGGUUUGGACCUUUGUCCGGAUUUUCAGGGAGGCACUAAAAGGUUGAGCCCGACCAGUAGC